AUGGAAACACCGCUACCCAUAGCGCCAGAGAAAAGGCAAGUGACCGCCAUUAUUAUCCUAUUAAUACUAUUAAUGCUGUGGGAGGUAGGCGGUAUGACCAUUAAGUAUUCGGUUCUAGAAGAGAGGGAAAGCGGCUCUUUUGUGGCCAACCUUGCAAAAGAUUUGGGGCUUGGUUUAGGGGAGCUGGAUGCCCGAGGUGCCCGGAUUCUUUCGAAAGGAAAUCAACAGUAUUUACAGCUUGAGCAGAAGAGUGGGAAUUUGCUUCUAAAAGAAAAAUUGGACCGGGAAGAGUUGUGCAGUGACAUAGAUCCAUGCAUACUGCAUUUCCAGGUGUUACUAAAAAGCCCAGUGCACUUUAUUCAGGGUGAACUACAGUUACGAGAUGUAAAUGACCAUGCCCCAGAAUUCCUGGAAAAUGAAAUCCUCCUGAAAAUCUCGGAAAGCAGCCAGCCAGGGACUGCAUUUCCUUUGAAAAUAGCUCAAGAUUUAGAUGUGGGCAGUAACACAGUUCAGAACUACACUAUUAGCACCAACUCCCAUUUCCACCUUUUCACUCGAAAUCACAGUGAUGGCAGGAGAUACCCUGAGCUGGUGCUGGACAAAGCGGUGGACCGUGAAGAGCAAUCAGAGCUCAGGUUAAUGCUCACGGCGCUGGAUGGUGGGUCACCACCGAGGACUGGGACUUCUCAGGUUCUCAUUGUAGUCCUGGACAUAAAUGAUAAUGCCCCUGAAUUUGCUCAGCUGCUCUAUGAGGUCCAGGUUCCAGAGAACAGCCCUGUAGGUUCCCUAGUCAUCACCGUGUCUGCUACAGAUUUAGAUACUGGAACCUAUGGAGAGUUCUCCUACUCAUUUUUCCAAUCCUCAAAUCAAGUGAUUCAGGCCUUUGAAGUAAACGCAGUCACAGGGGAAAUUCGAUUAAAAAAACCGUUGGAUUUUGAGGAAAUGCGAUCUUAUCGUAUGGAAAUUGAGGCCUCAGAUGGCGGGGGUCUUUCGGGAAAAUGCAUUAUAGCCAUAGAAGUGAUGGAUGUAAACGACAACACCCCCGAACUGACAAUGUCAGUACUCAUCAAUGAUAUCCCAGAAAACACCCCUGAUACCGUGGUCGCGGUUUUCGGAAUUUCGGAUCCAGACUCCGGAGAAAACGGCAAAAUGAUGUGUUCCAUCCAAGACCAUCUCCCCUUCCUUCUGAAACUAACUGUAGAAAAUUUCUACACCUUGGUAACUGAAGGAGAGCUGGACAGAGAAAGCCAAGCCGAGUACAACAUCACCAUCACCGUCACGGACUUGGGGACCCCCAGGCUGAAAACGCAGCACAACAUCACCGUGACGGUGUCCGACGUCAACGACAACGCCCCCGCCUUCAGCCAAACCACCUACACCCUGCGGGUCCGCGAGAACAACAGCCCCGCCCUGCACCUAGGCAGCGUCAGCGCCACAGACGCAGACUCGGGCGCCAACGCCCACGUCACCUACUCGCUGCUGCCGCCCCAGGACCCGCAGCUGCCCCUGGCCUCCCUGGUGUCCAUCAACGCGGACAACGGGCAGCUGUUCGCGCUCAGGUCCCUGGAUUACGAGGCGCUGCAGGCGUUCGAGUUCGGCGUGCGCGCGGCCGACCGCGGCUCGCCCGCGCUCAGCAGCCAGGCGCGCGUGCGCGUGCUGGUGCUGGACGACAACGACAACUCGCCCUUCGUGCUGUACCCGCCGCAGAACGGCUCUGCGCCCUGCACCGAGCUGGUGCCCAGGGCGGCCGAGGCGGGCUACCUGGUGACCAAGGUGGUGGCGGUGGACGGCGACUCGGGCCAGAACGCCUGGCUGUCGUACCAGCUGCUCAGGGCCACGGAGCCCGGGCUGUUCGGCGUGUGGGCGCACAACGGCGAGGUGCGCACGGCCAGGCUGCUGAGCGAGCGCGACGCCGUCAAGCACAGGCUGGUGGUGCUGGUCAAGGACAAUGGCGAGCCGCCGCGCUCGGCCAGCGUCACGCUGCACGUGCUGCUGGUGGACGGCUUCUCGCAGCCCUACCUGCCGCUCCCGGAGGUGGCGGCGGCCGAGGCGCAGGCCGACCCGCUCACCGUCUACUUGGUCAUCGCCUUGGCGUCCGUGUCGUCGCUCUUCCUGUUCUCGGUGCUGGUGUUCGUGGCGGUGCGGCUGUGCAGGCGGAGCCGGGCGGCGUCUGCGGGUCGCUGCCCGGUGCCCGAGGGCCACUUUCCGGGCCACCUGGUGGACGUCAGCGGCACGGGGACGCUGUCCCAGAGCUACCAGUACGAGGUGUGUCUGCGGGGCGGCUCGGGGACCAGUGAGUUCAAAUUUCUCAAGCCCAUUUUUCCCAACUUGGUGGGUGAAGCAGCUAGUAGGGACACCGAGGAAAACUCUAAUUUUAGAAAUCAUUUUGGGUUCACCUAGGCAUCUCACCUUAAGAGGAGAUAAAUGAUAGUACUAACUAAUGUAUUAUUCGUUUGCAUCCUGUUCAUUCACAUAAGGAGCUGCGUAUCCACACAAUAAUUAUUGUCGUAUUUGUAGGUAUUUCAGCCUAUUGAAGUAUUUUACAUUCUGCAUCUCUCGGUGUUUGCUGUUGUUGUUUUUAGGCAGUUCAUAUUUUGCAUGUUCAGACAAUAGCGGAGAAAUGGUGUAUCUUUUUUGGGGGGGAUAAGAUUUUUGGAGAUUAGAAAUGUUUUCAGGUUCCUGAUGUUUGAGCUUGUUCACUAAUAUCUUGUUAUGGUUAAGAGAAUUGUGUUUUCUGAUUAUCAUUAGCAUAGUGUAUUGUAAAU
Hyaena hyaena (striped hyena) is the source of this 2765-nucleotide messenger RNA. RefSeq names its product protocadherin beta-17-like. Gene Ontology annotation, biological process: homophilic cell-cell adhesion. The record is from RefSeq and is a predicted model, not a curated record. Lineage: Eukaryota; Metazoa; Chordata; Mammalia; Carnivora; Hyaenidae. The coding region runs from base 1 to 2400 and encodes 799 amino acids. The transcript has a single exon. Gene Ontology annotation, molecular function: calcium ion binding. Gene Ontology annotation, cellular component: plasma membrane.